AUGCCUCCCCCACCCCGCCGUAGCACUCCAUCAGCUCCUUUAGCCCCUCCGCCGAAGGGUCCUGUCAUCAAGCGCGACAACGGUGGAUGGAACGACGUGCCUGCUCACGUUACCGCGCGCCGUACGCCUGCGAACGCGAAUACAAACGCCAGUAAGCCUUCGGCAAUCAUAUCCCCCUUCCCUAAUGCGCCAUCGCAGGGCAUUAUGCCCCCCACCCCAACACAUGGACAGCCACCGACAGCAUUGCCGCCACCGCCACGCCCAGGCAGCGUGCAGCAGAGACCGCCGCCGCCACCACAAGGCCAGCGUAUGCCUCCCCCUCCUCAACAAGCACCUGGACCAUACCCUCCGCAUGGUGCUCCGUCGCAGGGACCCCCACAGGGCACGGCUCCCCCGCCGUCGCACAUGAUGUCGCCAUCGCAGGGCCUUGGGCUCAGUCGAGGCCCGUCAUCGCAGGGGCAAUUUACCAUGCCUCCGCCUCGCGGCCACGUGUCCCACCAGACGCCCCCUGCGGCUCCAACACAUCUUCCGCCUGGGCCGCCGCCGAUGCGUGGCACGCCUUCACCCGCGCUCACACGCGGAACGCCGCCACCGCAGCAGCCGGGUGUGUAUACGCCUCCACCCCCUCAGCAAGGCGGGUAUGCUCCGCCGCCCCCGCAGGGAGGCUUUGCGCUACCGCCGCAACAGGGUUCGUUCGCGCCUCCGCCUCCUGGUGGCGCCGCGAGGCUCGGUAUGCCACCUGCUGGUGCUCCCUCGAUGGCGCCUCCUCCUGGGUCCGGACAACUCGCCCCUUCCGCGCCGCCGAAGGCGAAGCCGGGCCCACCGCAGCCGAGAUAUCCUCCCGGCGAUAGGAGCCACAUCCCAGAUCACCUGAGGCCGAUCUUCAACAUCAUCUCCCAACAGCUCGAGAUCGUCAAACAAACGACUCCACCUCAGCAAAAGCGUCUCGCUGAUGACCUCGAACGUCGCAUUAACCCGCUGUUCGACGCUCUCAAUUGCGAAAUGCUGUCGAAACCGGUCUGCGAUCAGCUCUUAGAGCUAACACGCGCUAUGGAAGCUCGAGAUCGCGAGUCCGCACUUGCGAUCCACAUCGACCUCCUCAGGACUGGUUCUAUGACAGAUGAUAUUGGUUUGUGGAUGGCUGGUGUGAAGCAGCUUAUCAUGCAACUGUACGACCCUCGACAAGCGUUCGAAACGGCCCUCUAG
This is a messenger RNA of Phanerochaete carnosa HHB-10118-sp, 1206 nucleotides long. RefSeq lists its product as uncharacterized. The transcript has 4 exons. Gene Ontology annotation, molecular function: structural molecule activity. Gene Ontology annotation, cellular component: COPII vesicle coat; endoplasmic reticulum exit site. Gene Ontology annotation, biological process: COPII-coated vesicle cargo loading; intracellular protein transport; endoplasmic reticulum organization. Bases 1 to 1206 code for a protein of 401 amino acids. NCBI's taxonomy places the organism in Eukaryota, Fungi, Basidiomycota, Agaricomycetes, Polyporales, Phanerochaetaceae. The record is from RefSeq and is a predicted model, not a curated record.